Schistosoma rodhaini is the source of this 2732-nucleotide messenger RNA. NCBI's taxonomy places the organism in Eukaryota, Metazoa, Platyhelminthes, Trematoda, Strigeidida, Schistosomatidae. The record is from the annotation of a GenBank genome assembly.
UUUAUUCGAUAUUAGCAUACAAUAUAAAAAGUUCUUCUCAAUAAGUAAUGUAAAUGAUACACUAUAAGACAAGGAUAAGUUACUGUUGUCAAAAACUCGAUUAUCUCUUUAUGACUGACCCUCGAUUCAACCAAUCAUAUUUAAGUUAGCUAUGAUUGGUUGAUUUGUUUAGUCUGUAUUAGUAGUGAAAAUGUUAACGCAUUUUGAUCCAAGAUGUUUUGGUGUUAAUUACGAUGGUGAAUACUUAAGCGUACAAACUAUAAGGAAAGUGGGAACAAAAUAAAAACAUUUGUUUUUUAUGUUUAGAAACUUGAAAUUCCAUAUGAUUGAUUCAGAUAGUGUAGAAUUAUUCAAUUCAUUAUCACCAACCAAAAGUAGAUCAACUGAAAAGAAUAAAUUUAGCACAUUUGGAAAAGAUCUCAAUUCAAUAGAUCAGCUGAUUACAAGCAGUAACGCUAGUAGUGGAUACUGGGAAGACUGUGAUUCACUUGUUACAAGUGAAUAUGAUGUUUUUGGAUUGAAUUGGACAACUUGUCAUCAAAACGAUAGAACAAAAUGCAACAAACUGAAACACCGACCAUUACCAGAUGCAAGUAAUCAUUCAUCACUAGUUAGAACUCGAAGUUUUCAUGUAAAACCAAAGGAUAACAUCAAUAACAAUUCAUAUGAACAGCAUACUAGAGAUCAUCAUUCAGUUUCAAUUCUCAGUCCUUACUAUAAAGAUGAACAACUUGUAAAAAACCCUCAAAAUAAAGCAGCUAAUAAUAUCCAGCAAUCAUCAUUAGAAGAUAAUAAUCAUCUAUAUAUAGCAAAUGAUUCACCGGGUGGAUUUGACUUGAUUGAAUCAGAUUUUCUAUUUUGUCAAAAAAGUUGUUCAUCUGUACAUAAUAUUCAGUCAUGUCAACCUAUUUCCUCUAAAGUUCAGAAUGCUAAAGAAAAAACUUUUAAAUACCUAAACGAAUGGGAUGAUAGUGGAGAUGAAGAUAUUGUAAAAGGAACAGAACCAAAAACUAAAUUUGAGGCUGCGCUAAGGAGAGCUGAAGAAGAAAAUAAAAAACGAAUGGAACUGAUAACUUCCAAAGACUUUCCAACAUCAGAUAAAAAGAUGCCAGAAUGGGGUUCACCUAUUCAAAUUAGGAAGAAAGCUGAUCAAAGUAAAUUUAUGGAAUGUUCUCUUUCAUUAGAUAUUUCGGUGAGCAACACUAGUUCUCCGAAAAUAAGUAAACCUUCUGAUCUUUGUCGGGAAGUUGAAGAAUGGUUGGAAUCAAGACCAUCAUGGAUUGAUCAAAAACAUCAGAAAAAUAAUCCAGCAUUACAAAUUUGCUUCCUAAAUAUAUCUGAACAAAAUUUGUUCUCUUCAAUGGAAGCAAUAGUUGCUGAGCCUUAUUUGGAUAAUAUUGAUUAUAGAACUGAACAAAAUAAUAUAGAAACUAAUUUAUUUUCAAAUGUGAAUUGUAUUAAAACAAAUGAUAUUAUUCAAACAUCUAGUUCAUUUGAUGAAAAUGAAAUUAAUUUAAAUAAUAUUGAAGAUCAUAAUGAUAAUUCACAGAAUUUAACAUUGAAUGGUAAUUCAUUUUAUAUAAAUCAUAAAAAUCAAAGGAAUUCAUCGGUAUCUGGAAGAUCAUCUUUAUUAUUAGCUUUUGAAUCUUCGGUUAAUUUAAUUGAUUUAUUGAAUGAGAUCAAUAUGUAUUAUGAACGAUUAUUAGAUCAAUGUAUACAAGAUUGUUUUGAUGCACGAUCUAUCGUUUAUUUACAAGAAUUAAUAAAGAAUCAUAAACGAUUUCAAACAGAAACACAAAUUGCUAUUAUUCAGGUUCCAAAAAUAUCUGCGAUGCAAGCAGAAGUUGAACGUACAAAGAUUUCAUCGAUAACUCCAAACAUAGCAACAUUGCUUCGAGUUGACGUCAGAAAGUUUCAUAUAUCCAAAGAAGAAUUAAUUCAAUUCUCUAUUCCUCAAUUGAAAGUUAUUAUGAAUGAUUUGCAUUCUAGAAUUGAAAGUUUGAACAAUUCUCUAAUGUUAUCAUUAGUUGAAAGAGAUGAGUUACACUUAGAACAAGGCGGUAAAUUAAUUGCUUUAGAAGAUAUCAAGUCCUGGAUUAAAGAACUCAAUAUUCGUUCAUCAAUUCCUCAAGUUAGGCGACAAUUAUUUCUUAAUUUUUCAAGUAAUUUAUCAAAUAACACAUACAGUAAUGAUGUUUUUCUUAAACCUCAAACCAAACAUAACACUUUAUCAAAAAAACCACAAUGGAUGACAUCCUUAUUUGGUCGAGCAUCACAGCGACAUACUCUUUCAUUAUAAGAUUAUAUAUUAAUUUUUUUUUCUUUUUGUAUAUCUCAGAUUUCAUAUAUUUCCCUAUUUGAAGAAUUAUGAUCUUCAAAAAUAUGUCUUGUUCAUUCCCAAAUCCUUCUUCUAUUUGACUUGUCUUAUUCCCAUCCUAAAUUGAUCUAUACUUGUGCAGCUAAUCAUUUUUUCUUUAAAUAUUUAACAAAGUAAUUGUUAAAUGACAGGAUCUAAAAUAACCUAUUAAAAGAAUAAACAACAACAACAAAAUCAGAUUUUUAAAAAAAUCAAAAUUGUCGAUCAGAAACUUUCUUUUUAUUAUGUCAUCAUCAUAAUGCUUAUUUCUAUACUAAGAUGUAUGAUGAUUUGUCUGUUACUUUUUUCUACAAUAUAUGAAACUCAUUUUUGAAGCUAAUAUUAAUAAUAAAUAAAAAAGUUUGUUGGUAUGUUA